Messenger RNA from Neurospora tetraspora, 1008 nucleotides. RefSeq lists its product as uncharacterized. NCBI's taxonomy places the organism in Eukaryota, Fungi, Ascomycota, Sordariomycetes, Sordariales, Sordariaceae. Bases 216 to 842 code for a protein of 208 amino acids. The transcript has 3 exons. The record is from RefSeq and is a predicted model, not a curated record.
CUGUCACUUGCUCCUUCUGGAUCUAAAUGUGGAGAAUUACACUUGCCUGCCGACUUCCGAGGACAUCAAUCGUCGUGAAUUCUGGACGAACUCCCGUUCAUCUGACACUUCUCUGACCACUUUGACUUCAAGUUUCCCGUUGUAGUCUGCUAUUUGAUUACAUAGUAGCCCUCCUUUCUUUCUACAUUCAAGAAUAAAAACGUCCUGGUCCAAUCAUGGCUCCCUCAGCCAGCACCGCCAAGUCCAGGCUCAGGAAAUCGACUGGCACCGCACUUGACGAUUCGGGUUCCGAUGACGACUACCAAGCAUACAACCUGCGACUCCAGGAAGCCAGCGCUGCUAGAGCACGUCUCAAGAAGGCAAGAGAAGAGCGAGAUAAGAAGCGCAAGGCCCUGCUAUCAGCCUACCAAAGCGCACUUUCCUCCAUCCAAGACCGCGUGAAGAAGUCGGUUUCCAAGUAUCAUGACCUCCACUCAGCCAUGCACACAAGCCGUCUCCUUCGACUCAAGAAAGCAGUAGAAGCCCGCGACCAAAAGCUCACAGCCAUCGCCAAGAAGCUGGCCGAUGUGCAGCGCAUCAUGAGCAACCAUAGUGUUCAGCUCUGCGCCUUAUACGAGGGUCGUCGCAAGGACUUGGCUGCCAUGUUGCCCCAGCCUAAGCCUAAGAAGCCUGAGGAGGACGGUGCCGCGUCGCCUAAGGUGGACAAGUCGUUGGGCCAGCAGCUGCUGCCUGGGGGUGCGCAGGGAUCCAUGGUCUCAAAGGAAGCUUCGUCAAGGCCGGCUGCUGCUGUGGUGAAGGUUGGUAUCAGGGAGGAAUGGGAGGCUGCUAAUGCUUUGUGCUGAACUCGUUGAUGGUGAUGUGAUUUCGUUGUGGUCGCAUUUGACGGGUUUAGUGUUUGACCAUGUGUGUUCUCGGACGGUGAUCUCGUAGGCUCUGGAUUGGGAGGAUGGAAAUGGUAGAACGGGCUGCCGACCGUGAAAGUCAGUGAGACUAAGGUGUUUCGUACAC